Lobosporangium transversale is the source of this 2001-nucleotide messenger RNA. RefSeq names its product Bromodomain-containing protein. Gene Ontology annotation, biological process: chromatin remodeling. The transcript is spliced from 10 exons. The record is from RefSeq and is a predicted model, not a curated record. Gene Ontology annotation, molecular function: protein binding; chromatin binding. Gene Ontology annotation, cellular component: RSC-type complex. Lineage: Eukaryota; Fungi; Mortierellomycota; Mortierellomycetes; Mortierellales; Mortierellaceae. The coding region runs from base 140 to 1873 and encodes 577 amino acids.
AGAGUGUUGUCUGAUCUUGUCUCCACAUUCGACCAAACUCAAUCUCAUUUCACUGGGUGCUCACCAUUUCCUUAUUGCCAACAACUUUAUAUUCGUGUUCAACAGAUUUAACAAAGAACACCGUAAAAAGAAACACAUAAUGCCGCCCACGCGGAAGAAGAGCACGACAGCCAAAGGCACAGCUUCGAUUGUAGAGGGACUCUCAUUUGACAACAAAGAGGAGACCAUGGCAGAGAUCCUUGGCAGAUUAGAGAACCUUAAAGACAAAAGUGGUCGGUCUAUAUCAGAACUGUUUCUGACCCUGCCAGAGCAGGAGGACUACCCUGAUUAUUACAUGAUCAUCAAGUCUCCAAUUGCAUUCGACAUGAUUAGGGACCGUUUGAAAGCUGGACAAUAUGCAGGCGACAAUCUGGAUGACUUUGGCAAGGAUCUGAAGACGAUGAUCAGCAAUGCCAAAACUUAUAACCGCGAAGGCUCAAUGGUUUAUAGAGAUGCCACAGUACUCGAGAGUUAUAUUGAUGCUGUCAUAAAAGCAUUAAAGGGUGACAGUUCUCAUAUUAAAAUAGAGUUUUCGCCAGAGUUUUGCCAACGUGUCUUGGACACAAUCAAGUAUCACGAGGAUAAAGAUGGACGACAAGUGGCCGAACUAUUUAUGGAGUUACCGAGCAAGGACGACUAUCCGGAUUAUUAUGAUGAGAUUUCUAAACCAAUUGCGAUCAACAUCAUUGAGGAAAAAAUUGCUCGGGGCGAGUAUACGAAAAUGGAGCUGUUUGAGAAGGAUAUGAACCAAAUGUUUGACAACGCAAAGAUCUAUAACGCAGAGGGCUCAGAGGUUUAUUCGGAUGCAGAAACAUUGCAGCAUUUAUUUUGGAAAACUAUCGGUAAAAACGGUCGUGGGCGUCAUAUGAAGGGAAAGGUGCAACGGAAGCACAACACAUUGCUACCAGAGAUUGUUCAUCAAGGCGAGACUUAUAGAGUUGGUGAUUUUGUACAUAUCCAAAACGAUGUUGAACCAUCCAAACCAACUAUCGGGAUUAUUUUUAGUAUUUGGCAAGAUGAUAAAGGCAUCAACGGGAUAGACGCAGCUUGGUUCUUAAGGCCAGAACAUAUUGUACAUCCUUAUGCGAGUCGCUUCUAUCCGUCAGAGGUGGUGAAAUCAUCGGGAACUCAUGAGCAUUUGGUCAGUGACAUUUUAGGACGGUGCUAUGUUCUUCAGACAAAGGAUUAUAUUCGUGGACGUCCUGUCGGUUGGAAAGAAGGCCAGUAUAUCUAUGUUUGUGAACAACGGUACAAUGAAUCAUACAAAUCAGUCUCAAAGAUAAAAAAUUGGGCGAACUGUCUUCCACCCGGUCAUAAACCUGGAGAUAUCGAACUGAAGCUUUAUCCACAACCAUUGGUUAUAAAAAAGCUUCCUGGGGCUGCCAGGAUGAAUAAAACUUCCAAGAGAGGUACAAGUGAGCCAGUUUCGCGAGCUAGCUCCCCUCGGGAUUAUUCAUCCGCAUACGCAACAUCCAGAGAAGCCACACAGACCCCAGAACCUGAACUUGAGCCUGAGUCUGAACCUGAACCGGAGCCUAAACCCAAACCCAAACCCAAACCCAAACUCAACCUCAAUCCCAACCCCAACCCCGAGCCUGAAGCAGAACUGGAGCCAAAGCCAGAGCCUAAACCAGAACCAAAGGUGACAAAGACAUCAAAGGCUAUGAAACGCAAGUCAGCUCAGAUGCUUGGAGAAUCAUCACCAUCAAUGGCCCCUCUAGAAAAGAAAGAUACUACACCAGUCCGUUCACAACCACGGCUCUCCUCCCCACCACAACAUCGAUACCGCUGCAACUACUCUAAUCUGUCCACUAAACUCCAGUGUGCAGCGUAAGUGGAAGGCUCUAUGAUAAUAUGAUAGUAUGAUAGUGUUAUUGGUCUACAUGUUUAUAAAGUUCAAUGUCUUCUUACAUCAUAUCUGGAUCGUAUUUGUAGAACAUUCACGAGUGAAGCAGACCUUCA